Messenger RNA from Rana temporaria (common frog), 1650 nucleotides. It is a transcript of the gene NGDN, whose product is annotated as neuroguidin. Lineage: Eukaryota; Metazoa; Chordata; Amphibia; Anura; Ranidae. Bases 93 to 1037 code for a protein of 314 amino acids. The record is from RefSeq and is a predicted model, not a curated record. Gene Ontology annotation, biological process: maturation of SSU-rRNA from tricistronic rRNA transcript (SSU-rRNA, 5.8S rRNA, LSU-rRNA). Gene Ontology annotation, cellular component: small-subunit processome; nucleolus. The transcript has 10 exons.
AGCUAUUUCCGCUUCCGUGCAUCGGGUUCAGGGGGAGGAGUUAGCCGUAGAUGCCCGCCCCUUGAGCGUGUAUCUUGGAUGUAUGGUGAGACAUGGCGAGUGUGGAGGAUAUAGUUUCCAGAGACCUGUCCGCAGCAACAACUUUGAUUGGCACAUUGCAUCAGCAGGUCACUGCUGUCACCACACAUGUGCAGAGCUUAAUACAGAAGAUCCGCAAUGGAAUGUACCCAACAGAAAAAGGUCUGAGCUUCCUGGAACUGAAAGAUCAGUUGCUUGUGAUGUAUAUGCAGGAUCUUACAUACCUUACAAUGGAGAAAAUUCAUGGGAGAUCCCUGAAAGAGAAUCCAGCCAUCAUGAGACUGGUGGAAAUGCGCACAGUGUUGGAGAAAAUGCGUCCUGUUGAUCAAAAACUAAAAUACCAAAUCGAUAAGUUGAUGAGAGCUGCUGUGACUGGGAGCCUCAGUGAGAACGAUCCUUUGCGUUUCAAACCCAAUCCUCAGAACUUGAUGAGCAAGUUGGAAGAGUCUGAUCAGGAAGAAUUGGGAAGUGAUGAAAAUGAAGGUGGGGAAAGCAAAAAAUCCCAUAGCAAGGUGAAAAAAUAUGUGCCCCCACGACUUGCACCAGUGCAUUAUGAUGACACAGAAGUAGAGCGGGAGCGCAGGAUCUUGGAGCGGGCCAAGAAAAGGGCUCUGAGCAGUUCUGUAAUUCGGGAACUGAAAGAACAGUACACUGAUGCCCCAGAAGAGAUUAGAGAGGGCCGAGCUUAUCAUAUGAUGCACCAUGAAAAAGAGGAGCAGCAUCGCACAAAAUAUGAAGAGUCCAUGAUGGUACGACUAAAUUUGACAAAAAAAGAAAAGGCGCGUAAGAAGAGAUCACUUGCCAUGACCUCCCAGCUCAAUUCUCUUACACACUUCACAGACAUCAGUGCCCUAACUGGAGGAGAUACAAGGACAGAGGACCUAAUGCCCUCAGCCAAGAAAUCAAGAAAAGGACCAAAGAAAGGAAAGAAGAAGAAGGGUUUCAGGAAACGUCGCUGAAACAGGACCACAGUGCAGAUUGUGACUGGCUAGCAAGAACAUGUAUUGUCUUUAUUUCUGAGGGACACUGGUUACAGAAGAAUUUCUACUCUGUGUAUUUACGAUCAGUUUUCAACCUUUUAUUGUGGAAUAUGUGGUCUACUUGCAUAUGCCAUGAAGGACAGCUCCAGUGACUUUCAACAUUGUGGGUUCCAGAUAUCAGUGCAAUGACUAAUGGGAACAGGACCUCUGUAUAGUAUAAUAAGUGAGGAUAAGCAGUCAUGGGUUUUCUAGCGUUUGUAAAUUUAAAAAGGGCUAGGGAUAUCUGGACAGGUAAUGUGUUUCCACUAAAAAUGUUUUAUAUUUUUCUUCUUGUGGACCCAGAAUAUCUUUCUUGGAGUAAAACUAUCUGUCCUUAGUCCUAAGGAUUUCAACUAGGGGUAAUGAAUGACAACCAGGACAUUAUUUUACAAAGUCUUUUAAAAUGAAGGCAAUGCCUCCACAAAACUUUAUUCUAAUUUUUGUGUCCUCAGUAAAGUUGGAAAAUGAAUGUUAGGGGAACGUCAGAAAUAAACAAUUCUGUGUUUUGUUGACUCAGGUUUUGUAAAAUAAAGAUACUACCCCUUAUAGUGAA